UCACCUUUCACUUCAUCCAUCUCUACACAUCAGCAAUAUUUAGCUACACAGAGCUAUCUAGGAUUAGCUGAUCAGCAAUGGCAGGUGCUCCUCGAGGACUAGUUCUCCUCGGCGUUUGUGCCGUCUUGAUGGCGGUCGCCGUCGGCGGAGAGGCGGCGUCGGUGGUCGUCGGCACGGCCAAGUGCGCCGACUGCACCCGGAAGAACAUGAAAGCUGAGGAUGCUUUCAAGAACCUCCAGGUGGCGAUUAAGUGCAAGAACGGCAACGGCGAGUACGAGAGCAAGGCCACUGGAAAGCUCGACGGCACCGGUGCCUUCAGCGUCCCCCUUGACGCCGACCUCCACAGCUCCGACUGCAUCGCUCAGCUCCACAGCGCCACCAACGAGCCAUGCCCCGGCCAGGAGCCAUCCAAGAUCGUGCCAAUGUCGGAGGGCACCUUUGCUGCCGUCGCCGGCAAGACCCACUACCGAUCGGCGUUGUGCGCGUCCGUGACCAUCUGCGGCCCAAUCAAGAAGAAGAUCAUAGACCACUUCCACAAGAAGCCGGUGCCACCCAAGCCGGAGCCAAAGCCGGAGCCACCCAAGCCCAAGCCUGAGCCGGAGCACCCAUUCCUCGACCACAUCCACAAGAAGGAGAAGCACUUCUUCGACCACUUCCACAAGAAGCCCGUGCCACCCAAGCCUGAGCCUAAGCCCGAGCCCAAGCCGCAGCCUGCGCCAGAGUACCACAACCCUAGCCCUCCGGCGAAUUAAGCAAUGGAAGUUUGCAUGCAUGCAUGGUUCGUUUGGUUAGUACGUUUGGUGUUGUUGCAUAUGAUUUCCUGUCAUGUCAGUUUGUCUGCAGAAUAAUGGUUUUCUUUGAUGCAUUAGCUUUUACUCACAAGUUUAAUUUGUGUGUGUGUGUCUAUUUGUUUGGUAUCAGCAAGUAAUUAAUAUAAUCAGGGAUGUGCAUAAUAUAUGUGCAACUUGUUUGAUCUCAA
This is a messenger RNA of Oryza sativa Japonica Group (Japanese rice), 979 nucleotides long. Its product is annotated as proline-rich protein 4. NCBI's taxonomy places the organism in Eukaryota, Viridiplantae, Streptophyta, Magnoliopsida, Poales, Poaceae. The record is from RefSeq and is a predicted model, not a curated record.